AUGAGCAAAAAGAACGGAUUUUCUCUUGUAUCCCUUGUGGGUAGCAACCAAGGGGAUUGUGGUUACUGUCAUCAAAAAGACACGUCUCACACAUUUGGAAUUUGGGCUCAUGUCCUUACAUGCGAGGAUUAUCAAACACUAAUUGAUCAUGGAUGGAGAAGGUCAGGCCACUAUUUGUACAAACCAAAUCUCGAACGUAGUUGCUGUCCACAAUACACCAUAAGAUUGAAUGCUGUAGAAUACAAACAAACCAAAUCUCAGCGUAAAGUGGUCAAUAAACUCAACCGGUUUCUGGAAGGAGAUUGGGCUCCAAAAGAUACCAAUUCAAUGGAUACAACCUCUGAGAGUGAUCAAAAGAAAGCAAGCAAAAAUCAUGCAAAAGAACCCAGCCAAAAACACACCCUUGAAGUUUUACUUGAACCAAGCUCGUUUACAAAAGAAAAGUACGAUCUUUACUGCAAAUACCAAACUGAGAUACACAAGGAUGAGCCAAGUGAACUAAAACCUGAAUCAUUUAAACGAUUCUUGGUAGAAUCGCCAUUGAGGGAGGAACCUUUUGAAGACAGUAAACCUGGCCAAGGUUUUGGAUCAUUCCACCAAAAGUACAUUCUUGACGGAAAACUCAUCGCUGUUGCGGUCUUGGAUAUCUUACCCAAAUGUGUCUCCUCAGUCUACUUCUUUUAUGACCCUCAAUAUGCUUUCCUUGCUUUGGGUAAAUACAGUGCUCUCAAGGAAAUUAGCCUUGUCCAGGAUUUCCAAAAGACGGUUUCAAGUGAACUCAAGUGGUAUUAUAUGGGAUUCUAUAUUCACACAUGUCCAAAGAUGAAUUACAAAGGACAAUUUCAGCCUUCAGAUCUACUGGACCCAAAACUCUAUACCUGGUUUCCAAUUCAGGAAUGCCAAAAGAGACUCGACAAACACCGGUUUGUGGUCUUCUCGGACCCAGAUGAGCACACGCCCGGAGAUACCCCUCCUGGCUGGCUAGAUGUAAAAAGCCUGAAAGACAGUGACCUGAAGAAUGUACAUGUUCUGUCUGAUAAGGGUCAGUUGGCUCCAGUCACAGCAUCAAUUCUGUGGAAAAGAUCGUUGAAGUUUAGACAAAACAUAAAAGAAUAUGUGGCGGCAGUAGGUCACACCAUGGCAAAGCGCCUUCUUAUUUGCUAG
Molecule: messenger RNA, 1164 nt
Organism: Phycomyces blakesleeanus NRRL 1555(-)
Lineage: Eukaryota; Fungi; Mucoromycota; Mucoromycetes; Mucorales; Phycomycetaceae
Exons: 8
Coding region: 1-1164 (387 amino acids)
Biological process (GO): protein arginylation
Cellular component (GO): cytoplasm
Molecular function (GO): arginyl-tRNA--protein transferase activity
Source: RefSeq, a predicted model, not a curated record